GACAUUGAGGAUUCGUUGCAGCCCCGGAAGUGGGUAGAGCGCUAGUCGCGGGAAAAAUGGCGGAAACGUGUGGUGUCUUCAUGUCUCCAACACCAGCGGCUGUAGAAAUCACAUCUUAAACCUCAGCCUGUGUGUGUCCGUCUGCGUGAGGGGGCACGGUGUGUAGCGUCGGUGGGUUGUGAGCCCGUUGGCUCUUUUAUUUCCACUGGCUCGCGUCGUUUCGAGUCUCUUCUCCUGUUGGUUUCCUGUUGAACUUUCACUGGUUGCAAGUUCCCGACGUCCUCAGUUGUCUCCAUCAUAGUUGUUUCUGUUGUUCAUCGGAAUUUCCUGAAAUACUUGACAAGAAAAGUGCAUUCGUUCACGUCAGCGUCUGAUUUCCGAGCGACACAGCUGUUUAUAGAGAAUGGUCUGGGUGUAGGAGGGAUGCAAGAUGCCAGAAGAUUCCAUGAUCUUUUCCGUCUCUGGCCACAUGAUGCACAGGAAACCUGCCCCCGAAGAAUCCUCCGUCAAGUCUUUCUGCUGCAGCCACUGCUCGCUCGUCUUCACCUCCAAGAUCUCCCUUUUUCAGCAUGUGACCUUCGAGCAUGGCUCGGAGUCCAACGAAGAAGAAGCUGACGACGAAAGCAACAAUGCGGGAAGUAUUUAUCUAUGUCACCACUGUGCUUUUAUAGCUCUUAGCCGGGAUGAGUUAAACGAACAUGAGAAACAGUGUGCUAAGAAGCCAGAGAAUCAAGAUCAGACCAGGAGUCCUAUUGUUUCUGAAAACCAUGAGAGUGAAAUAGGUGCAGUCAUGUCUACCUCAAAAUCUUCAUGCAUCCUUAACUCGUCAAAAGAUCUGAAAACUUACAAGGGGCCGCUGCAAAUGCAAACCAUCACUAAAUUCUUAACAGCAGCAUCUCGAUCACCCUCAGUGAAGUCCGCCGAGCGCCCAGUGUCUCCGAGCAGCACCAAAGGAACGCUGCUCCUGCAACAAUCUCCCUCAGACCCCAAACCAAGCAGCAGUGGUGUGUUUAAAGUCACCGCAAAGUCCAUGAUUGAUUUGAAUGCAACCCCAACUACCCACUUUCUGCUAGAUAACAACAUUUUACCCUCAGAGAUGAAGCCCAAGGAACAAUGCAAAGACUCAGAUUAUGAAAUCUACAAGAAGAGGAGCAGCCGGGAGUGCCCGGAGAGUUGCCCUGCUAAAAAAACAAAGUCGGACAAAGGGGAGUUGAAGCUCCCGGAGAAAGAGAACGCAAGUAAACAACCGUCCAGCAGCACUGACUUUUCAUUUGAAUUUAGCGACGAUGAAGACGAAAAGAAGGUUAAUCUCCUAAAUAGAGAUGCGGAAAACCCAACCAUUUAUUUUUGCAAGCACUGUGACUACAGUGAUGCUGUCAUGAGACGCAUGUCCUUCCACUACCAGAGCGACCACCCUUAUAUAAGAUGUAGCGCCGUGUACAUUCAGGAUCCCAGUGAUCAGAGCGUCACCUUUCGCUGCCUGGAGUGUCCCAUUGAGUUUUUAUCUGAAACCGAACUGAAGAGACACUACACAGAAAAUCAUCCAGACGCCCCAAAGGUAUUCAUGAUGCAUUCCUGUGAGCUGGUUUACAAAUGUUUUGUGUGUAGGUUCAUUAGCAAUGAAUUGAAAGCCCUGACAGAACAUUACAAAGAAAAGCACCCAAAACAUAAAGCGGAUAAUUCCUUGUUCUACUGCAAAUAUACAGUGACUGGAUGCCAAGAUGGAUCGUCACAGUUGAAAACAUGUGGGAAAACGCACAGCCCAGAAACAUCAGAGGGGAUUUCUCCCAAAAACGCAGAUGCACAACCUGAGGAAUUAAAAAAUGCCCCCUCGCCCCUACACUCUACCUCCAGAGGAGAGCGUGUGGUUUUGUAUCAUUGCAGCAGCUGUAAUUUUAGUCAUAAGUCAGCUGUCGGUAUGCACGUCCACUAUCAGAAAAAACAUCCAGAUGAAACAAUAACGAUCAACAAAAUCAAACAGUCGGCUUCUGUCGUAUCACAAACCACCUCCCAGACGACACUUGAGAAUUCAUCGAAUGUAACGGAGAACUCUACACCUCAGAAGGACGUCUCCAGUUCUUCCAAAAUGGAAAAAAGCAAAGCUGAGGAGUCUCAGCAGAAGUUUUCACCGUCUUUAAUGACUCUGAAGAACACAACAGACACGCCUAAGACUCGUUCAGAAUCUAGCAAAACAGAGUUAGUUAAAUCUGCAGCGGGCAAAAAGAGAACAAAGACACCUAGCAAAUGGAACAGGCAGCUGUCUGUGGGAAUCGACGGUUCAUCCUCCAGCUCACUCGAUAAAGUGUUUUACUGCCAGUUCUGCACCUUUUCAAAUGCCAACAUCAGAAGCGUCGUUGCUCAUCAUAACAUGAAACACGCUGAUCUCGGACUAACGGGUACUGAGGAGGUCUGGUGGUAUAAUAACAAGUUGCAAAAAAAGAAACUGCAACGUGAAGCCGAGACCUCAACAAGUGCUGCGUCUUCUAAUUCUAAAUCUAGUGAAAGAGUUGAGGUGUGGAAGGAAAGAAAACGGCAGAAUGAAGAAGCUAACACAGCGGCUGCCUCCAAGACGGAAGUUAAUCCCUAUGAAUGUGUAGAAAACUUGUUUUACUGCCAAAAGUGCAACUUUGGAAAUGUAAGUUUAAAAGGAAUUAUGAACCAUCAAGCCAAAGUUCACCUGGACCUGAAUGCAAACCAUGAAUCUAUUCUUAGACACACAGAGCUGAUUUGUGCAAAAAUUAAAACGUCUCACUCAAAGGACUCAUCCACAUCUUUUCGUCUACCUCUCCCGCUCAUGAAUGAAGGCGACAGAGAAUGUUUUUUCUGCCACUUUUGCAACUACAGACAUAAUUGCGUGAGCCAAGUAUUGAGGCAUUACAUCAGCAGACAUCCUGGGUUUGUGGUUAAGAACCAAGAAAUCCAACAAUAUACUUACACGCUUCUCAAGCAGAUGGAGGAAUCGCCUCCGGAAACGUCUGCAAGCCAAGAAGAUAGCGCAUCCCCUCUGGAAAAAGUGGACAGGAAGAAAAAAGUAAAAACACUGGCUCAAUGCUCGUCUGCGUCAGCGUCGUCCUCAGUGGCGGCCACGAAGACACAGAGGACCCUCAAGUGUUAUAGAUGCACAUACAGCACUCAGUACUUGAAUCUGUUGAGGAGGCACAUGUUGAAGAUUCACAGGACAAAUCGCAGGACAACUGAUAUUUUGAGAGUGUGUUAUAGACAAGGGAUGUUGGAGUCAGGGUAUCACUGUGACAGGUGUGUCUUCUCCCACAAUAAUGCAGCAGCAUUGUUUCAGCACAGCCAGGAACAACAUCCAAAACGUAAAGUCAGCCUCGAGUACAUUUCCACCAGGUUAUAUGUCGGUCCCGAUUCAUUAGUUCCUAAAAAGAGAAAAAAGCCUAAAACGACACACACGGGUGACGUGAGUGAUGGUGAUGGAAGAUUGGGACAAAAUGACACUAAGACGUAUUCGUGCAGAGCGUGUUCGUUUGAAGGAAGCUCAGUGUCAAGUGUCACACGCCACUGCCGGGCUGUGCAUCCCUGGUCUGUGAAAGAAGACGGCUCCGUCCUGAACGUCAUCACAACCAAGAAGUCAAGUCCACACAUUGUGGAAGACCAGACUGAAAUGCCAGAACCAUUCGACACCUACCAAGUUCCUCUCGGACACAGUGACUCACCUGGUUCAUCUCAUGAAGCUGCAGAUACUUCAAAAAGGCUCAAGUGCAGAUAUUGCCCUGCAGUGUUUCGCACCUGGCACGGCCUCAGCACUCACACUGGAAUGAAACACCCACAUGCUGAAAUUGAUGCUCCAGCAAGCAUGCAUUUAUUCAGUUGUCCGCAUUGUACUUACAUCAACACCAGCUAUCAUGGAGUUUUAACUCACUGCCAGAUGAGGCAUCCUGACUCUGAGUCCAGGGCAGACAGUCAUUACAUGGAUGAAAUGCAUCUACGCAGGUGGAACUUCUGUUUAACAAAAAAAGGCUCAGGGGACACCUCAAGAUUCAGCGGCUACUUGUGUGAAACCUGCCCUCAAAUCUGUGCAACUCUGGAGAAGCUGAACAAGCACUGUGAGGGAGAGCAUAACAAGACCGAUCCGAACACUGUGCCAAACAGCGUGCUCAAACCGUCAGCUGUAAGAAAACUACACCAACCCAUCACCUACAGCUCUCUGGGAUCAGUGUCAAAGGCUUCCUUCUUGCAUAAGAAAAAAUAUCCAGUGCUGAAGUGCCAGCUGUGCAGUUAUACUUGCAGCACAAAAAUUGGGCUCAGUCGCCACUUGCGUGUUAACCACAGGAAUUCAUCUUAUUCACAGUUUAAGGAUUGUGUAUACAAGUGUGCCUUGUGUCCGAAGUCGUACUUCACCAAAAAGCAUCUUGCACGCCAUUAUACUAAUAAACACGGAAAGCGCUCCCUCUUGAAAUACUUUGCACCCGUGUACCAGAACGUCAAAGCGCCAACGUCCUCUGACUGCCCUUCAACAGAGCAACCAGAAAACACUUCUGAGUCUAGUGCAACAGGAGAAGACGGCAAGAUAUUAGUGUAUAGGUGUCCGAGCUGUCCCUAUGUUAACGCUAGCUACCAUGGAACGCUCACUCACUGCCAAAUGAUGCAUCCUGCUCUCGUAGUCAGAGCAGACGAACUUCAAACAGACAGAAUAUUCGAAACCGACAUGGUCCAGUGUUGGACGGGUAAAGGUUCAAAGCAUAAAGGCUUCAUGUGUAAAAAUUGUCCACAAAUUCAUGCAUCGUUGAUGCAGCUGAAAAUCCAUUGUGAGAGGAGCCACAAACGGGCCAAACCAGCAGCUUCUGAACUUUCAGCUGAAACUGAAAAACUGCCUGACGAAGGCUCCAGGAGCUCAACAUCAGAGACUUCCUCUUUACAAAUGAAAUCUUCCCCAGUGAACACCACAAAAAGGAACCUGAAUCUACAGCUAGGCUCUCCUGAAAAACAGCAAGUGUCCAAACAAAACAAUGAAAUGCUGUACAAGUGUGACAUGUGUUCCUAUGUAGGAAUAUGUAGAAAGUACCUGCACUGUCACUACAAAAACAUGCACAAGUUGGAUGCAUUCCGCAUAUACAAGCAGUUGGAGAGGUAUAACAAACGCAAAUACUACACGCCUAAAGCUCCAUCCGAAGAAAGGGUUAGAUGUAAGAAGUGUACAAACUUAGCAUUUGACUCAUAUCAGCUGCUCAUUGUCCAUUACACCAACUUUCAUAGCUCCAACUUUAAAAUGGACUUUACAGUGUUAAAGCGAAGAACAAUAAAGACCCCAGGAGUUUACAAGUGUGACCACUGCAGCAAACACAUAAUUGGAAUCAGGAAGCUGUGUUACCACCUGGAACGCCAUGAGGCAACUAUGAAGACAACGGCAAUGGAUGCAAAGUCAACGGCAUCAGUUGUCAGGACGACAACACCAGAGGCCCCAUCCAAUGAAAUUCAACGAGAUGAGUCGCCCAUGUCAGAAUCUGUGCAGGACCUGACUCAUUGGAAUGCGACGCCAGAGAAGACGUUAACUCUGCAAACAGGUUCUCUGCCGUCGCCUUCAAGACUCACUGAUACAGAGCUGCCAGAGGAAUCGAUCGAAGACAAACGCACUUGCCGACAGUGUCGACGGACGUUCAUGUCCCUGAAAGGUUUGCGCUCACAUGAGCGCAGCCACGCGGCACUGGCAGCCAUCAAGAAACUGGACAAACGGUCUACCUCACUAUUGAAGAACAACAUUGAUGAAUACGUCGUCUACAAAUCUGGGACCCUCAGGCCGUACCUCUGUAGUUUCUGUGCCUAUCGGACGACCGUCUUUGGCCUGUGGAGGAGUCAUUUCAUCAGAAAACAUCAAGAUGUGCUUAUGGACGAUGUGGAGACUUAUAACGAAGAUGAGGAGAACUCACAGAGAAACAACCAGGAGCCUCCUCAACUAUCAGAGGAAAACAACAAUUCGCCUGAACCUGAAGAAGAAGUUGAAAUGAUUGAAAGAUCACUGUACCUGGAGCCUCCAGAUGUGCAGCGGCAGCUGAACCACUACAGCUUGAUGGCGCAGACUCGUGGUGUCUCCAAAGCCAAGGUGCAAGAAACCAAUUUACCCGAGAGCUGUUUGCUCCACUGUGAGUUCUGCAGUUUCAGCACUGGACACCUUUCCAGUGUGCGACGACAUUACUUAAACCGCCACGGGAAGAAGAUCCUCAGGUGUAAGGACUGUGAAUUUUUCACUGGAUUAAGGAAAACCCUGGAGAUGCACAUGGAGGCCGGUCACUCUACAUUUCAGUCAGAACCGACUCAUCUGAGGGACCUCCGCUGCCCGCUCUGCCUCUACCAGACCAAGAACAAGAAUAACAUGAUUGAUCACAUCGUCCUACAUCGUGAGGAGCGCGUUGUGCCGAUAGAGGUGCGUCGCCCGAGGCUGUCCCGUUACCUCCAGGGCAUCGUCUUCCGCUGUCACAAAUGCACUUUCUCCAGCGGUAGUGCUGCAAACCUGAGUUCGCACAUGAUGAAGCACGAUGACGCCAAACCCUACAAGUGUCGGCUGUGCUACUUCGACUGCACUCUGCUGAGCGACUUAGAGGCACACCUGAGCGAUAAGCAUCAGGUUGAGAGGAACCAUGAGCUUGUGGGUCAGGUCAGCCUUGAUCAGCUAGAGGCACAGGGUGGUAGAAUACAAGAGGAAGAGGAAGAAGAAGAGGAGGAACUGUUAUCAAACUCUGAGCAGCACAACAGCAAGAGGGGGGAUGUUAACAUGGAGUUUGUCACAGGCUGUAAUGAAGUUCCACAUGAAACAGGAGUUGCAGAUCCGGCAGAAAAUAACAUUGCUACUGGUUCAUCUCAUGAAGCUGCAGAUACUUCAAAAAGGCUCAAGUGCAGAUAUUGCCCUGCAGGGUUUCGCACCUGGCACGGCCUCAGCACUCACACUGGAAUGAAACACCCACAUGCUGAAACGCUACAGUUGAAGGAAGCAUGUCUGAAGCAUGAGCAGGAGACUGCAAAGGGACAGAUGAUCGAAGAGACGGUAGAAAUAAAUGUCGGCAAAGGAAACACCGCAGAUGACCAGUCUGAGGAAUGCGGCGGUUCAGAGAAAGAGAGGAACGUGAACCAAGCCCAACUCAAAGUGAGAGGCAGUGAGGAAAACAGUGCAAUGUCCACACGCCAAAGAGAGAAGGCAGCCGAGAGGAGCUCAGCAACGUAUGAUGAGAGGAUUGGUAAAAAAGAGUCCAAGAUAAGUUUUAAGACGCUGCAGCGCAGAACGUCAAACACUGAGUUGAGAGCUGAAGAAAAAAUACUGCGUCACAUCCUUGUGUUGGAUGAGGAUAGCAGCGUCCGCAAGAUGCACAACAAGGCCGAGCAGGAGAGAACAGUCAAGAAAGAGCAGAACAUGGAGACCAAGGUUCUAGAUAAUGUUCUAAGUGAGCUGCUGGACGAAGAUCGUAAAAUCUCUUUGGCCCAAAAACUGACAAUUAAAUAUGAUUCAGAGGCAAAGAAAAGUCCCGUGCAGGGGAAUAACAUCAGGAGCCAGGAGGAUUUAAAAUGUGAAAGUCCUUCACUAACGCCUCUUCCCACAUGUGUCCAACUGAACACAAACCAUGAGGAGAGCUCAGGAUUCUCAUCAACACACUGCAAAGAGGAACGAGUGAGCCAUAGGGAAUAUGGUGAGGAGCUAUCGGACCUAUAUGGAGAAAUGCCUGUGCUUGAGAAUGAAUAUCUGAAGGAGGCAUCGUACCCGCAAGUCUGCUGCAAGGAGGAAGACGAGGAUGAGCUCGGGGAGCAGCAGGACAAAGAAGAUGAAGUGAUGACUGAAGACGGCGAGAGCGGAUGCAAAGAUCGGGAUCAUGAGGAGGGAGACAACAUUGAGGAGUCCAACAUUCCACGUGUGGACAAAAGUGAGUUCACAGCUGCAGAUGGAGCUUCUGAAGUCCUGUGUUCCUCAGUUGCACAAAAUAAACUUUACACUUGUGAACUUUGUGGACGAAACCUCGUGAACGGCUCUGAUUUGAAGCGUCACAUUAUGAGACAUGGCAUAUAACCAAGACUCUGUGUCCACUGUAGAUUUUUGAUUGGGGAGACUAAACUUUGUUACUGUUAACUGUCUCCUACCUUAUUUACUUUACUAUGUAUUUGUAAACAACUUGUUAACAGUUCAUUUUUCAUGUUUUGUAGAUUUUUAAACUUUUUUAAUGACAUGGAU
Messenger RNA from Paralichthys olivaceus (Japanese flounder), 8173 nucleotides. Its product is annotated as zinc finger protein 462-like. Gene Ontology annotation, cellular component: nucleus. Gene Ontology annotation, biological process: positive regulation of transcription by RNA polymerase II. NCBI's taxonomy places the organism in Eukaryota, Metazoa, Chordata, Actinopteri, Pleuronectiformes, Paralichthyidae. The record is from RefSeq and is a predicted model, not a curated record.